Messenger RNA from Tigriopus californicus, 1374 nucleotides. RefSeq names its product protein dif-1-like. Gene Ontology annotation, molecular function: O-acyl-L-carnitine transmembrane transporter activity. The record is from RefSeq and is a predicted model, not a curated record. Gene Ontology annotation, biological process: mitochondrial transport; carnitine transmembrane transport. The transcript has a single exon. Gene Ontology annotation, cellular component: mitochondrial envelope. Bases 157 to 1080 code for a protein of 307 amino acids. NCBI's taxonomy places the organism in Eukaryota, Metazoa, Arthropoda, Copepoda, Harpacticoida, Harpacticidae.
GCUUCAGCUGUUGUCAGCAAGAUCAAUGUACGUAGGGAACGUGUUUUGAAACAGGUUCUUAAAUACGUAGAAGUCCUUGACGCAACGGUUCAUGAAAAACACUGUCCAUGUAUAUUUCUUGUUGUAGUAAGAAGAGUCAGUGAGAUCGGGCUAAAAAUGGAGGAUCAAGUCGAGAAAUUGAAUAAGAAAAGGGCACCUAAUCUUGUGAAAGACUUCAUCGCCGGUGGUGUUGGUGGGUCAUGCAGUGUGUUGUCAGGCCACCCUUUUGACACCAUCAAGGUGAGGAUUCAAACCAUGCCCAAACCGCGAUUAGGAGAAAAACCAAUUUACACGGGAACCUUCGACUGUGUGAUUAAGACUGUCAAGUUAGAGGGCUUCACAGGGCUCUACAAGGGCAUGGGAGCGCCCUUGGUUGGAGUGGCUCCCAUCUUUGCCCUAAUGUUCAUGGGUUUCGGCUUCGGGAAGAAGAUUCAGCAGAACGAUCCGGACGAGGAACUCACCAACGCCCAAUUGGGCAUCGCCGGGGGUGUGGCUGGCGUUCUUACAACGGUGGUCAUGGCUCCUGGCGAGCGUAUCAAGUGCAUUUUGCAAGUUCAACAAGCAGCCACGGGUCCGCCCAAAUAUAAGGGCCCCGUGGACGUGGUCCAGUCUUUAUAUCGGACCGGGGGAAUCCGCAGUAUCUACCGAGGCACGUGCGCCACUCUAUUACGCGAUAUUCCAGCCAAUGCAGCCUACUUCACCAGUUAUGAGAUCAUCAAACGCAAUAUGGCGCCGGCAGGAGGCGACCCUAGCCAACUUAGUUUAGGACGGACUCUUUUGGCUGGAGGCCUAGCGGGGAUUUGCAAUUGGGUGGUGGCCCUGCCUCCUGAUGUGAUCAAGAGUCGUCUCCAAACGGCCCCAGAUGGAACCUACAAUGGAGUUCGGGAUUUAUUCCGGCAUUUAUUGAAGGAAGAAGGUCCCAAGGCUCUGUUCCGAGGAUUUGUUCCGACCAUGCUCAGGGCUGUCCCGGCCAAUGCUUGUUGCUUCUUAGGUUACGAGGUGACUAUGUCAUCUUUGGACAAAUUCCUUCCCAAUCUUUAACCCCAAUUUUAGACGCGUAGCUCUCAGUGCACCAAGUGCCAUGUUAGUGCAAUUUCCACUGACUUAAGUUGACCCCAUCGUUUUCUUUCACUCUUGUCCAACGUGUUCGUGAAGUCCCUUGUCAGAUCGCUCAACCAUCUUGCCUUGAACAUUCACUUUACCCGCUCUUCAGCAAUUUCGCUGUCUCAAUCGAUUAUGGUUUGCAUGCAAACCAUAUUCUUACCUUAAUAGUCCAGAAGUGCUAGUUGAAACUGAGUUUACGGUCUAUGUAAAUAAAAGUCUAUCAAGUGUCAA